Molecule: messenger RNA, 1275 nt
Organism: Linnemannia hyalina
Lineage: Eukaryota; Fungi; Mortierellomycota; Mortierellomycetes; Mortierellales; Mortierellaceae
Source: the annotation of a GenBank genome assembly
AUGGUCGCCAGAGAGUACGACUUGGUCAUUUAUGGUGCCACUGGCUUCACCGGUCUGAGAACCUGCCAGUACCUCGCACGCAACUACACUGAGGGUGUCCGCUGGGCAAUUGCCGGUCGCAGCAUCCCAAAGCUGGAGGAGGUCCGCGAGAAGCUCGUCGCUAUCAACCCCGCCCUUUCCUCUCUCCCCAUCAUCAAAGCCGAUGCUUCUAACCCAGAGUCAUUGGAGGCCAUGACCGCCCAGACCAAGGUUGUCAUCAGCACCGUUGGACCCUUUAUGCAGUAUGGAGAACCCCUUGUUGCCGCCUGUGUCAAGCAGGGUACCCACUACGUCGACUCGACCGGAGAGACCCCCUUCGUCAACAACAUCAUUAACAAGUACCACAAGGAUGCCCUUGACAAGAACGUCAUCCUGGUCCCUCAGUGUGGUUUCGACUCUGUUCCUUCGGACAUCGGAACCAAAAUGGUUGUUGAUUUCAUCCGCAAAGAGUACGGCCUCCCCACCAAGUCUGUCAAGGCGUCCUUGUUGUCCUUCCGUGGAGAAGCUUCGGGGGGUACCUUGGCAUCAGUCUGCAACAUUAUCGCCGAUAAGCAAGGAGGCGUCGGCUCAAUGGUCGACCAGAACCAAUUGGUCCCCGAGUCAGUCCAAGACAAGCUCGUUCCUACCAAGAUCUCAAUGCCAACCGUCCACUACGAUUACGACUUCCAAAAGUGGCAGACGUACUUUAUCAUGUCGUCCUCGAACGAGAAGAUUGUCAAGCGUAGUCAUGGAUUAGCCUUGGAGGCCAACGGCGAUGGUUAUGGACCUCAGUUCACUUAUCAUGAGUCGAUGAGCGCUCCUGGAUUUGCUUCAGCAGUGAUUGCAGCCAUCGGCAUGGGUCUAGGAGGCGCCGCCUUGUCAGUCGGCCCCCUGCGCAGGUUCAUCCAGAACCGCUUUAUGCCCGCCCAAGGCGAAGGUCCCUCUGACGAAUCCAUCGCCAAGGGCAAAUUCACAGUCCACGUUAUCGGAGAAUCCACCCUCCCCGAGAACACCGAGGGCGCUGCAGAUGCCAAACCCUUCCGUGCCUUGGCAGUCAUUCAAGGCGGUGACCCAGGAUACGCCGAGACUUGCCGUUACCUGGUCGAGGGCGCGAUGUGUCUUGUCAAGAGUGAGGAUUUGGUCCGGUCGGAGAAUAAGGUCAAGGGAGGUGUUUUGACGCCUGCUCAUGCUUUUGGACAGAUCUUUAUUCGUCGUCUUUUGGACCGGAAUGUCAACCUUACGGUUUCCAAGCUCUAA